Xenopus tropicalis (tropical clawed frog) is the source of this 4176-nucleotide messenger RNA. Its product is annotated as rho GTPase-activating protein 39. The record is from RefSeq and is a predicted model, not a curated record. Gene Ontology annotation, molecular function: GTPase activator activity. NCBI's taxonomy places the organism in Eukaryota, Metazoa, Chordata, Amphibia, Anura, Pipidae. Gene Ontology annotation, biological process: signal transduction. The transcript has 10 exons. Bases 190 to 3255 code for a protein of 1021 amino acids. Gene Ontology annotation, cellular component: cytoskeleton; nucleus.
UGCCUGGGAAGGCACAGCCGCCUGAGUCACACACACACACAGGAGAGGGGGGGGACGCUUAAACCUACACUGCUCACACUGCUCAGCCACACUGGAUCCCAGCAGAUCCCAGGGAUCCCCCACACACAGGGCUUUGUGAUCUACAACUCCUGCUUCUGCAUCAGACCAUGUGAGGGGAGCCUUGGAGAGAUGGCUGACAGCUCAGACUGGGUGGAAAUUAUUGAGCCACGCUCCCAGGAGCGCAUGUAUGUGAACCUCGCCACUGGAGAAUGCGGCUGGGAGCCUCCACUCGACGUCCCCAUUCGCCAGUCCGAUAAGAACCAGUGGUGGGAGCUGUUUGACCAGCAGAGUGGUCGGUUCUACUACUACAAUGCACAGAACCAUCAGACAGUGUGGCAUCGACCCCUACAGUGUGACAUAGUACCCCUGGCCAAACUGCAGGCCGUGAAACGCGCCUCCCAGCCUGGCUUAAUAAGUUUAUCCAGACAGGAACGGGCCAGCCAUUGUGGCAGCACUAGCAGUGAGGGUGCACAUACCUCCUCCGAAAUCCUAAUGCUUCAGGAUGCCUCGCUUGAGAGGGACACUGAGAAAAGAAAAGGGGAUAGUAUGGAUAGCAGAAAGGAUUCUGGGAGAGACGCCUCGCAACGGUGGCAGCCAGCCCCCGGGACCAAAGCAGCCAUGUUGGUAAAGGUGAAUAGCCUGAGACAAGGCCCCACAUCCAUACCCAGCGCAACCAAUCACAGCAGCAGCCCAAAACACUUAGUCAACAAAUCAUCAACAUAUGCACAGCCUCAGUCCUCUUUUGUGCAGUCCAAAACUAAUGCAGAUACACAGCAAUCAAUGCAGAUCAAGAAGACAGACAACGGAGGGUUUUGCCUUGUUAUGACCAAUGGAGCCAAUAGCCAAACACCACAAAGGACUCCUACGGGGACAAUUCAGCCGCUGUCUCCCCGAUAUGGCUCUCCUCCUCCUAUAUAUGAUGAACCAUCUAUUGACUCACCCAUUUAUGAUGAGCCACCAGUGGAAAUGGAUUUUGAAAGCAUGACUGUGCAUUCAGUUUCUCCAUCACUUUCCCCUACUAACAGCCUUCAAAACCAAGCUCAGGUCACAAAACUUCUUCCUUACCCCGGCGCUCAUCAUAAACAUAAAAGAAACUCAUCUGCUACCGAGUACAGCCCAGCAGGCCGGGAGUACAUUAAACACAUGGUGAAUGUAGACCAGUCUCCUAAGCAAACUGUAUCCCCAACUGGAUCUCUUGAUGUUCCUCCAAAGCCUGGACAUUUGGCUGUAAAAGACAGUUUUAAACAUUCGUGGAAGAUUUUGGAGGCUAAUGUUCUCAAGAACAUGGAAGCUCACCAUAAUCGCCAGAACAGCCUUCCUCAGGAAUACCCAACAGUGGUAAGCCAACAGGAUUCUGGCUACUCCACGGGUCCUUCUCCAAGUGUAAGAAAGAGGAAAGGAAGGAGGCAAGGGAAUGGACAGAUAAGGCCAGGCUCGUUGGGAAGCAGCAGCGAGCUCAAUGCUUUGAAUGAUAAACUUAUAGCAGAAAUGAGGACAGUGGUGGGCAGGAACACAUCUGGUCGGGGUAGCAAGACCAGCUUGGACACUGAAAUGCUGGAGCAUAGUUUCCCAGCAGACGGAAAUAAAGUGCGGUUUCAGACGGAUGCCUUGAAAAAAGGCAGCGUGAGGGGGUCCAGGGAUGACAUGUCGGCCAGCAACAAAUCGUUGUACAGAACUGGGCCAGAGAAUCGAGAAAAUAUCCAAGUGGACAUGGCUGUGCAGCAGGAAGUUGUGCGGCAAAAAAGGACUUAUGAGAAGAUAGUCACCAGCCAGAUCAGUUUACUAUCCUCGGAAUCUGCAAGAACCAUGUCCCAGAGUGGAACAUUGGAGGCAAACCCCACAAGUGACGGGCGUGGACAGCAAGGAUUUGCACCUGGAUACCAGUUUCCUUAUACAACCUUGAGGAAACCCCUUUCCCAAACCAGCAUGGUGGACUGGGCCACUAAAAACCUUAACAUGCACACGCAGGGCAUCUUCCGCAGGAGAAUCUCCAUCUCCAACAUGCUCUCCUGGAAUGGAGGCUCCAUCAAGAAACCCAUGUUGAUCACCAGCAACAGGGUAAUCAAGAAGGAAGCCUGUGAAAUGUUCAAGCUAGUCCAGGUCUACAUGGGAGACCGCCAGGCACGGACAGACAGGAACCAGGUGGCACUGGUGCUAGUGACUAAAUGUUGGAGUAUGCAGGGUUUAAGGGAUGAACUGUACAUGCAGUUAGUAAGACAGACCACCAAUAACAUGACCUACAGGAGCUUGGCCUAUGGAUGGGAGCUCAUGGCUAUCAGUCUGGGAUUCUUCUCACCUUCGCCUAAAUUUCAGUCUUAUUUGGAAGGUUAUAUCUACAAACACCUGGAAGAAGCCAAUGAUCUGAACAUAACCCAGAGAAUUCAUGAAGUUCAGGAAUUGAAAACCAAGAAGAUCACAAAAUCUCGAAAAAAGAGGAAGCAGAACGGAGAUGAAGAAGAAGAAGGUUUACCCAUCAGCACCUACGCCAAGUACUGUUACCGCAAACUGCAAAAGGUGGCAAUUACCGGAGGAAAGAAGGGUCUGAGAAAGCCAACCAUUGAGGAGAUAGAACAGGCCCGCAGCGCCAUCCUAACGCCAUCUUUGUUUGGGAGUUCACUGGAGGAAAUCAUGGAGCGGCAGAGAGAAGUCUAUCCAGAUCGCCAGCUCCCGUGGGUGCAGACACAACUGUCCCAGGCAGUUCUGGCACUAGGAGGGGAGCAGACAGAGGGAAUCUUCAGGGUGCCAGGAGACAUUGAUGAAGUGAAUGCGCUAAAAGUGCAGGUUGAACAAUGGAGAAUUCCUGAUAACCUUGAGGAUCCAACAGUUCCAGCUUCCCUCUUAAAGCUGUGGUAUCGGGAGCUAGAGGAGCCUCUUAUCCCCCAGCAGUUUUACAAGCAGUGCAUCAGUAACUACGAAAACCCUGAUGCCGCCGUGUCGGUGGUGCAUCAGCUUCCUGACCUCAACCGCCUGGUGCUUGGUUAUCUCAUCCAUUUUCUGCAGAUCUUCUCCCAGCCAUCUAACGUGGGCACAACGAAGAUGGACGUCAACAACUUAGCCAUGGUGAUGGCUCCCAACUGCCUGCGCUGCCAGUCGGACGACCCCAGGAUCAUAUUUGAAAACACGCGGAAGGAGAUGUCCUUCCUGCGAAUGCUGAUCGUGCAUCUAGACACCAGUUUUGUUAGAGGUGUGAUCUGAGAGCGGCAAUCGCAGACACCAUUCUACCACCGGCUUGUGUUCUAGGUGUAUAUAACCCUUCUUUCUAUUCAUGAGAGCGGACGGGUGCACUUCCUCCAAGGACUCAUUGAUAAGACGUUCUCAGGAUAUUUACUAGCAUUUUUUGCGCCUCCACUCAUAGGAAAAUUCAAUAACAUCGUACAUAUAAAUAUAAUAUCAAUUGGACCAACGGAUAAGCUGUGGAUACAAUCUUGAGGCUUGAAAUGUGAUAACGUUAAAGCAUCUCUCUGCAGUGCCAGACCUCCUAUCUCAGUUAGGUGAGCACUAGAACAUUUCAAGAAAAUAAAAUGUGAUGCUUCUUUAAGAAGCGCCGGGUAAAAUCCAUCUGCAAAGGGAAUUCAUCACACAAGAGGCUGUGCAAAAAAAAAGCGUGCUUUACAUCCUUGCAGGGACUGCACCUCAAAUAUAUAUAUAAUAUAUUUUUUAUUAUAUUGUUUUAUUUGCAUUUAGCUGUUUUCGGUUCGAUUGUAAUGUUGCAGGGUCACCACAGAAGUGACAAUACAUGUAAAGGUUCAGACCCACGUGGCCUUUUUGCAAGUGUGAAUAUCUUUUCAAUGACGGAAUGAAUAUUUUUCUAUGUAUAUUAUUUAUUUUUUUGGCUCCCUCCUUGGUUAUCCUAAACAGUUGCAGGGACUUAACUGCCCUUUGUGCCAAAUGUUGAUUGGAACCGUCAUUCUAGCCAUGCUACAACCAAUAGGGACUGUGAUGAUGCUGUUACUUUUUAUUGGUUGCUAAAGAGCAAAUGGGGCAUCUUUCCUUUUUUAUAUUAAAAUUGUGCUCCUUUAAUUAAGAUAUAAUUACUAUUAUUAGUUAUUUACUUGUUGCAAAUAAAAAAAAGCAGAGGCCAGAGUCACAUCCACAUUAAAAUAUGAGCUUGCAGAA